Messenger RNA from Branchiostoma floridae (Florida lancelet), 3472 nucleotides. RefSeq names its product E3 ubiquitin-protein ligase MARCHF3-like. The transcript has 5 exons. Gene Ontology annotation, biological process: protein ubiquitination. The record is from RefSeq and is a predicted model, not a curated record. The coding region runs from base 410 to 1201 and encodes 263 amino acids. Gene Ontology annotation, molecular function: ubiquitin-protein transferase activity; zinc ion binding. Lineage: Eukaryota; Metazoa; Chordata; Leptocardii; Amphioxiformes; Branchiostomatidae.
GAUGAGUCUAGGCAGAACUACUGAAUGAUUCAGGGGAAAAAGUAUAUAGGUCUCGGCCAUAUGUGUUCAAAAAUUUUGCUUUCAAGCUGUGUGAUCCGCCCCUUUCUCCUCGUCCCACAAAAGACAGGAUUAGGUAACGUAGACUAAUCGACCAAAGCUGAGACGACAGUGACAUUUUUUGUUCUUACGCCGUACAGAAAACGUGGCGUGACGAGUCGACGAUCCUCCCCGUAAAAUACUAUCGCACUUUCCCUCUCCUCCCCAGUCGUAAAUAUUGAUUCAAGUUCAUGCUUCUCGUCAGAAACGGAGGGCUGCGAUAUUAGUCUGCAGGAGACACGCCUGAAGAGAGAGAUCACAUUUACGCCGUCGUCACAGCUGGGUGUGGUACGCUUUCCUCCUUCCCUCCACCAUGAGUGCGGCCCAGUUCUCCAUGCCUCCGAUGAAGGACCACCCGAUAUACCAUGGUCGAGUGUACGAGACGGCGGAGCCGGCUUCCACACAACCCGAGGUGCCCUACUCCACCGCGUCCGAUCAUAAGUACAUGGAGGCCCACCCCGUCACAGAGCUGCCCUACGAUGACCACAUGGUCGUGCCUUUCAAGUUCAAGGAUACUACCCACCACACCGAGAACUCCACAGAUCAAAGUCCCCGUGAAGGGAUCUGCAAAAUCUGCCACGAGGGCGAGACGGCAGGCCAGCUGAUCUCGCCGUGCCAGUGUACGGGCUCGCUGGGCCUGGUGCACCGCUCCUGCAUCGAGCUGUGGCUGUCCUCCUCGGGCUCCACCACCUGCGAGAUCUGCAACCAGCAGUUCCCCAUCACUACCAAGUCACGCUCCUUCCUCCAGUGGCUGAAGAACAAGGACAACACCAUGGAGAAGCGCACGUUCAUGGGAGACACGGUGUGCUUCCUGUUCAUCACUCCGCUGGCCAGCGUCAGCGGCUGGCUGUGCCUCCAGGGCGCCAUCAACCACAUCAAGCACAACAGCCCCACCGAGGCCGGCGGGCUCAUCGCUCUCAUGGUGGCGCUCUUCAUCAUCUACUUCUUCUGGUCCAUCGUGUCGAUCCGCUACCACGUGACCAUGUGGCUGAAGUGGCGCAAGAAGAGCCCAGAAAUCCAGCUGAUCGACCUGGCUGUCCGGUGCACCAAGACCCCGACCCACAGCCCACAGCCCAACAAAAAGGACCCAGAAACUGGCUUCUAAACUCUUCCCAAGUGAUCAGCUUGCAGUCAAUUUUCUAAUUGGCCAUCAGAAGUUUGAUGAUGCUAGGGACACAUUUCCAAACCUGUGCCUGGUGCCUGUCCAGGCAACUUGCAGGAAAAAAUAAGUAUGAUAAAAUAGCUUUUAAUUUUUCUUGAUUUGAUUUUACUUUUAUAUUUCAUUCCUGCCAACAGCCCGUCCAAGCCUUGGUUUGGAAAUGUGAUCCUUGCAUAAGACCACAUACAUACCAACCAUGGUUUCCCCAAGAAAUAUCAGCAAAUGGUCUAUAACUACAGCAAAUGAUCUGUACCUAAAGGGAAAGUGUAGUGUCCACUAUCAAGACUAUUCACUUCUUAUCAUUCAGCCUAAACUCUCACUCUACCUAAAUUCUAAUAUCUAUUAGUGAAUGCAGCCUCAGAAAUGGUAGCGAUCAAACAGUUUGACAUAUACAUGUAUCACUAAAAUGUAAAGUGGCAAUCAGAUAAAAAAAGCUCUGUAUCAUUUUUUCUUCACAUUUAAGACAUCUUUGUAAAGAGUAUGUACUCACAAUUAUAAAAGAUCCAACUGUUACAAUUUUGCAAGAACAGUCACAACAACCAUGUCAUCCUGCAAGUCCAAUGGGUCAAGGAUGUGUAGUCAUGUAUAAAACUGAGGAGAAACACAGGAACAUAUUUCUGUGUUCCAAUAAUUCACAUAAAAGCACUGUUGUGUACAAUCAACUUUUCUUUUUAUCUCAGAGAAACAAUCUAAACUCUAUUUCAAUAUCACACAAAUGUAAUGCAUAGAUUCUCACUAAAACCAAGGGCUCAGUAGUCUGGUGCCAGCUGUGUACAGCUUUAUCCUUUUUCCAAUGAUCACUCCCUGACUUAUGGGCUGUACAUGGCCGGAUAUCAGGCUACACUUACAGCCUUGAAAAAAUCAUCAUGUUCACUCAAGACAAUUACAGCAGAAAGAAAUAGCAAAAAGCAGGUAGAUUUCUAAAACUGCACUUUAACUUCACACAUGAUUUACUUACUGUUAAUCGAGGGAAAAGUUCAAUAAUGGACCUUUAACAGAUUCCAUUGCAUGCUGAAAGAUUCAGGCCACUAUGGGACAAACAAUAUCAUUUCCAUGACAACACAUAUGUUGUGCACAUGCACUGUGUCCAGCUUGGUCAAUGUUGUCAUGGUAGUGAUUUUGUUGCACCCCAGCUACAUGUACCCAUAGUGCCCUGCAUUACCCAGCAAUGAGAGGCUAUAUGAAUUUCAUAUGGUGAAAUUUGCUGACUUGAAUGGCUGCUAAAGCACUAAAUAAGAGCAAUAGGCAAGAAUGACAAUUUUGCUGCACAAUAACUAUUUUCUGUCAGAUCAUGGUAUAAACAAGUUAUAUUCAUUUGCUCAAUAGCUUUACUCUUACUUGCUUUUCAACGAACAGAUGACUCAGUUCAGUUUCACAGUGACCAGUUAAGAACUAUUCUGAAUUUCACUUUUUGUAUAAACAAAAGUUAUUUCAAGGAGAGAGACGAACACUAUCUCCCAAAUGGAACAUUGUAGAUGUGAAGCUUUGUUUUUUAAUGACCAAUGCAAUUUUUUCUGUGCUUGCACAUCUUGAAACAAGAGCGACGCUUGUUAAAGAGCAGAUGACCACAACAAUUGUAUCAAGAUUUUACUUGGCAAUUCUAUAACAUUUAUAAGAUGAUUAUCUUCAAAAUAAAGUUUCACUUUUCACGAAAUGCCAUUUGGGUCCAUGCAAGGAAGUUUAGGACAAACCUUUGCAUGUCUAAAAAGCCAAAGAUGCAAUCUGAAGGAAGACUUGAACACUUGAGGAUGAAAUAUUUUUCUAAAAGAUGUUUUCUCUAAGUUCAAGGUAUGAGCUACUUUACUUUUGUCUUAGAAAAUGCUUCACCAAUCCUAACAGUAAGUAUCAUUUAAAUGUGAAAAAGAUUACAUUGAGGACAUUAGUGGAAAUGUGAUGACAAUUUGGGCAUACUUUUGCAGCCAUUGCUGAUGAGUUUCAUAAAUAGAAGAGAUUUAGGACUACAAGUUUAGGGUUUCUGGACAGAAUAUUCUGCAAUUUCAAUGUUUGUACAAUGAUAUACAGAGCUGCUAGCAUCAUUCAUGUUUAAAUGCAAACUAUUUGUAAUCAGUCCCCAUGGGCAAAUCUAUAUGAAAGCUUUAGAAAGCACCCUACCAGAGAAAGUCUGGCUAAAAAUCUACAUCUUAAUUGUUUGUGCAACUUCAAGAUACAACAUGCUGUUUUUCUUCAUACUUUUUACUUUCAGAAAAGAAAAAAAAA